AGCGCAACUAAAAUGAAGACCAUAAUUACAGCAUUACUAAUUUUGUUAACAACUCACUAUGGAAGUUGUGCAAAAAUUUUGGGGGUUUUUACGUCACCAGGCCGCAGCCACUACAGCCUUGGUAGAACCUUAAUGAAAGCUUUAGCCGAGAAAGGACACGAUGUCACCCUGAUUAGUUCCGUCGGCGAGAAGGAACCCCCAAAAACGAAAGGAACUUACAGAGACAUUGUCAUUACAGCGGUUGCCGAAAACAUGAAAGAAAUGGCAAAGAGGGGUGAAAUGAGUAUGUUCGAUCAUGGGGACAUGAACCCGUUCACUGCAAACGCAUUUCUGAUACGAAUGUUGCCUAUAAUGAUGGAACCAUCGUUACGGGACAAAGAAAUCCAAAAAUUGAUUCACUCCAACGAAAAAUUCGAUGCUGUGAUUGUAGAACAGUUUAUGAAUGAUGCAGAGAAAGCGUUAGCUAAUCAUUUCGGGGCACCUUUAAUAGUUUUGAGUUCCAUGGGGGCUAACUAUUGGGUAAACACGUUAGUCGGAAACCCUUCACCUAUUUCGUAUAUUCCGAUGAUGUCGACGGAGUAUUCAAUCCCCAUGACGUUUCUUCAACGAGUUGAAAACAGUCUUUUGUUUGUAAUGACGGAAGUACUUUUCAAAUGGUUUGUGUACCCUGGCCAGAACGCGAGGAUUAAAAAGUACAUCCCGAACGGACCUGACAUUAAUGACGUACUUUACAAUGCUUCAAUUUUUUUAAUGAACUCUCACCCGAGCAUAAACCAGGCAGUACCGUACGUACCCAACAUGAUAGAUAUUGGAGGGUUUCACGUACAACCACCAAAGAAACUCCCUCAAGACUUGCAAGAAUUUUUAGAUGACGCGAAAGACGGUGUUAUUUAUUUCAGCAUGGGUUCUAAUUUGAAAAGUGCUGAGUUGCCACCAGAGAAAAGGGACGCGAUUUUGGGGACGUUCUCGAAAUUGAAGGAACAAGUUUUGUGGAAAUGGGAGGAGGAUGUUCUACCUGGACAACCAAAGAAUGUCAAGCUAUCGAAAUGGUUGCCACAACAAAGCAUUCUGGCACAUCCAAAUGUCAAACUCUUUAUUACCCAUGGAGGUUUAUUAAGUACUACCGAGACUAUCUACCACGGGGUGCCUAUUUUGGCGAUUCCCGUCUUUGGUGAUCAAAAACUAAACGCUAAAGCGGCUGUGAACAAUGGUUUUGGUCGUAUGUUACCCUACAAUGAUAUUACCGAAGAAAGUUUGACCCAAAAUAUUCAAGAAAUUUUGAACGAUCCUAAAUAUAGAAAUAACGCGAAAAAGAAGUCUGAAGCUUUUCACGACCGGCAGAAUACUCCAAUGGAAACAGCGAUAUUCUGGAUCGAGUAUGUGAUUCGUCAUAAAGGAGCACCACACCUGAGAGUUGCAGCUCUUGAUCUACCUUGGUACCAAUAUUACUUGCUUGACGUAUUUGGUUUUCUAGUUUUAAUUAGUUUGGUCAGCGGAUGUAUUUUUUACUAUUCAAUUAGAGCAGUUUUGAAAAAAAUUUGCAAAAGUAAAAAAUUAAAGCAGACGUAAUCUGAGAAUCUACAAUGACUUGGCAAUAAUUUUAGAAAUGUAAGUCGCAUCAUCAUUCUGACAAAGAAUAUUACACAAGGUUACACAACAUUGAAAAGUUUCAAUUUUAUCUAUCCUCUUCAA
Zophobas morio is the source of this 1692-nucleotide messenger RNA. Its product is annotated as UDP-glycosyltransferase UGT5-like. Gene Ontology annotation, molecular function: UDP-glycosyltransferase activity. The transcript is spliced from 3 exons. NCBI's taxonomy places the organism in Eukaryota, Metazoa, Arthropoda, Insecta, Coleoptera, Tenebrionidae. The coding region runs from base 13 to 1569 and encodes 518 amino acids. The record is from RefSeq and is a predicted model, not a curated record.